Cladophialophora psammophila CBS 110553 is the source of this 1926-nucleotide messenger RNA. RefSeq names its product cyclohexanone monooxygenase. Lineage: Eukaryota; Fungi; Ascomycota; Eurotiomycetes; Chaetothyriales; Herpotrichiellaceae. The transcript is spliced from 2 exons. Gene Ontology annotation, molecular function: oxidoreductase activity. The record is from RefSeq and is a predicted model, not a curated record. The coding region runs from base 1 to 1926 and encodes 641 amino acids.
AUGGGCUCAGUCGAGGUCCUUGUUCCGUCUGAUCUCUUGGGUCCAAAGCCCCCAAAGGCGACGCUCGAGUCUAAUAUUUCUCUGGCCUCUAAACCCAAUGACCUUCCCUUCGACCCUGACGCGUUGAAGCGGAAGUACCUGGAGGAACGUGAUAAAAGGUUAAAGUACGGCCAAGAGAAAGGUGGUAUCAACCAAUAUCGUCUUGUCGAGCACGAUGGCCCUUUUGCCCACUACCUCAAGGAUCCAUGGGUAGAGCCUGGUUUCCAACGAGAUCCGAUCGACGAGGAAGUCGACGCUGUUAUUAUCGGCGGCGGAUAUGGCGCUCAGCUCGUGGCCGUUCGGCUCAUUGAAGCUGGCGUCACCAACUUACGCAUCAUUGAGAAAGCAGGUGACUUUGGAGGGACCUGGUAUUGGAAUCGAUAUCCGGGUGCUCAAUGCGAUAUUGAAUCGUACAUAUACAUGCCUCUGCUCGAAGAGCUAAACUACAUGCCGACGGAGAAGUACGCCAGAGCCAACGAACUCUUGAAACACGCUGAAAUGAUCGGCCGUCGCUGGGGUUUGUAUGACAAAGCAUUGUUCCAGACCGAGACGCAUAGUCUGGAGUGGGACGAGAAGACUUCGCUAUGGACGGCAAAGACCAAUUGGGGCGAUACAAUCCGGACAAAGUACGUCAUUCCAGCUGCUGGACCUCUACAUCGUCCAAAGCUUCCCGGCCUCGAGGGGAUCGAGUCUUUCAAAGGUCACUCUUUCCAUUCUUCUAGGUGGGAUUACAACUACACCGGCGGUGACACUACAGGUAACCUCCAUAAGCUUUCCGACAAACGUGUAGGCAUCAUCGGCACCGGUGCAACUGCCGUUCAAAUUGUGCCUCAUUUAGGAAAAUGGGCCAAGGAGGUAUAUGUCUUCCAACGGACGCCGUCCUCGAUCGACGUUCGCGGAAACCGGCCAACUGACCCCGAGUGGGCCGCAUCGCUCAAGCCAGGCUGGCAAAAGGAGCGCAUGGACAACUUUAACAUUAUCGUCAACGGCGGCAUCGCGCCCGUCGACCUCGUCAACGACGGCUGGACGGACAUCUUACAUAAGCUGCUCGCACGUUGGCAGCCUACAGUAGACAAUGAGCCCGCUGACCCGGCCAAAGCCGCAGCGCAGCGCCAGAUCGCAGACUAUGAGAAAAUGGAGUCUGUUCGGGCACGCUGCGACGAGGUAGUCAAGGAUCCUGUGACCGCAGCAGCCUUGAAGCCGUGGUACAACCAGCUGUGCAAACGACCAUGCUUUCACGAUGAAUACCUGGAUGCAUUCAAUCGGCCCAACGUGCACUUGAUCGACACGGCGGGCAAGGGCGUCGACGCCAUCACUGAAACGGGGGUCGUAGCCAAUGGUCAACUCUACGAACUCGACACCCUCAUCUACGCGACAGGCUUCGAGCUGGCGACUGAAUGGAGCCAUCGCUCCAACAUGGAAGUAACGGGGCGCAACGGCCAGACCAUCACCGAAUGCUGGAAAGACGGCUCGCGCACCCUGCACGGCUGGACAACGCGCGACUUCCCCAACUGCUUCUGGGUGCAGAUUGUACAGGCCGCACUGUCUCCCAACUUCCUGCACGUGACGGGGGAGCAGGCUGAACAUAUUGCGUACGUGAUCUCCGAGUGUCAAAAGCGCGGCGUCAGGACGGUCGAACCGACCGCGGAGGCCGAGGAGGAUUGGAUCAACACGAUCCUGAAGAUGGCCAUGCUGCGCGCCGAAUUCCUCUCUGGGUGCACACCGGGUUACUAUAACAACGAGGGCACGAGCAUUCCGGGGGCUGCCAGGAAUGCCAGUUACGGGGGUGGUGCGCCGGCCUUUCUGAACUUGUUGAAGGAGUGGAGGACCAAGGGAGACUUAGAGGGCCUAGACUUGAAGUUCAACGAGGAAGCGACCACAUCAUGA